Messenger RNA from Rotaria socialis, 912 nucleotides. NCBI's taxonomy places the organism in Eukaryota, Metazoa, Rotifera, Eurotatoria, Philodinida, Philodinidae. The record is from the annotation of a GenBank genome assembly.
AUGGCUUGUAAUAAUGAUGCUAUCGAAUAUCAUACCUCAUUAACAUCGUCUGUAAAUGAAACAUUCGAUAUAAAUUUAAAUGAAACAAAACAGCGAUUUUAUGAUAUAAAGCGUGAUCCACAUAUUGAAAUAGUAAAUUUCGAAGCAGUUAUUGAGAGACGACCAACAGAAAUUGAUGAAACAUCAUUACGUGUUCUCAAAUACAAAUCACCAUCGUUCAUAGCAACCGUUACUUUUCGUUUUCCACCAAUUCAUUCGAACGAAUGUUGGAAAGUCGGAUUUGUCCAAGCAUGUGAUUUUAUGUUAUUUCAAAAUCAAUAUGGUGAUCUUGGCUAUUCAUCUUGGGAGUUUCCCCAAUUGAUUGUUCGUGAUCUAUCAAUGAUAAAUGAUAGUUGUGGACGAAAUUUUCCAUGGUAUGGAUCAAAAAAUCAAGUAGUGACCAUUCAAGGUCCAAUUUAUCGACAAUCGGAACAUACAAUAACUAUGCGUGACUUAUUCAUACCAUGGAUUCCAUGGGAUAUUCCAACAUGUGAGGGUGAAAAAUCACACUUAACACAUAUUUAUCGACAUCAACGAUUUUAUGUAUGGUUAUGUGCAAUGAAUUGUACCAAUAAUGAACUGUUAAUAAUUCGUACAAUACGUUGGAUACAAACGAUUGAAAUCGAUGUUAAACCUAAUUUAUGUCGUGGAAUUAGAGCAAAAUUAAUAAGUAAUCAUGAACCAGAACAGCCUAUUUUUCUUAAAAAAAAUAAAUUUAUUCCAUCUUGUGCUUUACAAGCACCAUCAGCAAACAAUGCCCAACUACUUGUUUGGAGACCAACAAAAGGUGAAUCAGCUAUUGUGGUUAAUCCAAAACAUCAUGAUAAUAGUACAAUUAAAUAUUUACGUCUUUUAAACAUAGACAUUCGAUAG